UGUAUGUGUGUGUGUGUGUGGGUAGCCUUGGGUGUGAUGCUGUUCAAAGCUUGGCUCUUGUGUGUUUUCACCGUGGUGCAGUGCAACAUGAAAAGUUAAAGAUGUAGGCUACACGUGAGCACGCUGGAGCAUUGUGUUUAACAGUCGGGAGGAUUCCUUCCUUGGCACGAGACUCCCUCUCUCUCCACACACACAUCAGACGUAGCACGUGCAGAAACACCUGACUCAUCCAGAUGUCUUCCGCAGUGCCACCCUUUCUCACCCCCUACUUGCCCUAAAAUAUAAAAUAAUCUGUUUAUCUGCCAUUUUGCCUCUGAAUCUUAUUACUGUAUGGUUAUUUCGUUGCCAGAUGAGGCUGUAGUUGCUGGCUUCUUGGGUUCUAACUCAUACAUGUUUUACAUCUCUGCAGUCUAAGUUACCCUGGCAACCUCCUCAGCCAGUUUCUAUUGGCCACAUCCUUGACCAAUAGGACAGCUUUCUGAUUAUGUCAUAUAAAAACAACGCCGUAGUUCUAGUGGCGCUGCUAUGACAGAGUCCGGUGACAGUGCUGAUACAAGUAGCCGUCAGCCCGGCCAUAAAUCGAUAUUUUAGUUCAAUGUCGGUUAACGUUUGCUUAUUUAUAAGUUUGAAGCCUUGUGCGUUAUACUUUAAUAUAUAUAAAAGAAAAUAAUUUUGCAUCACUUUCCGGAACGCAGCGAGCUUAGUUGAGAUGGAUGCGCAGAGACGGUGGUGUUGUGUAGUGUAAAAAAAAACAUUCGAGAACUAGAUCGAAUCACACCGAAUGACCUCAACGACUCUGCGGCAAAUCAAAACUGAGAAGGGAGUGAAGUGUAAUUUACCGCCGCGUCUGUAAUCUGAUGUCUUCCGCGCACCGCUCCGUCAUUCGGCGCCGGUCCGCUGCUGCCGCGCGCGCCUUCCUCCGUCGCUCCGCGGCUGUGAUGAGCGCAGAGCUGUGUCAGUGAAACGACGUUGGGACAACAUGACUAUCCCGAAAGACAUCCCAGAGAAGUGGUUUCCAAUCAUUCUCCCUCUAAAAAGGAAGAAAGAGGGAUUAAGCAACGCGAGAAAAAUAAGAAAAGGAGCAGAGGAGGAAAGGAGAGUCCGAGCCAACGAUAGAGAGUACAAUGAGAAGUUCCAGUAUGCUAGCAACUGCAUCAUGACCUCAAAGUACAACAUCAUUACCUUCCUACCAGUCAACCUGUUUGAGCAGUUUCAGGAAGUGGCCAAUACCUACUUCCUGUUUCUCCUCAUACUGCAGUUGAUUCCACAGAUCUCCUCUUUAUCCUGGUUCACCACCAUUGUGCCUUUAGUGCUGGUGCUGAGCAUCACUGCAGUUAAAGAUGCCACCGAUGACUAUUUUCGUCACAAGAGUGACAACCAGGUGAAUAACCGUCAGUCUCAGGUCCUCAUCGGUGGCAUUCUUCAAAAGGAGAAAUGGAUGAAUGUCAGAGUGGGUGACAUCAUUAAACUGGAGAACAAUCAGUUUGUGGCAGCUGACCUGCUCCUGUUGUCCAGCAGUGAACCACAUGGCCUCUGUUACAUUGAAACGGCAGAACUGGAUGGUGAGACGAACAUGAAGGUGCGCCAGUCUCUGUCUGUUACCUCAGAGCUGGGGGAUCCUAAUAACCUGGCCCAGUUUGAUGGAGAAGUGGUGUGUGAGCCACCCAACAACAAGCUCGACCGUUUCUGCGGGACUCUGUACUGGAAAGACUGCAAGUACCCCCUCAGCAACCAGAACAUGCUGCUUCGCGGCUGCGUACUGCGCAACACAGAGAGCUGCUAUGGCCUUGUUAUUUUUGCAGGUCCUGACACCAAACUGAUGCAGAACAGCGGACGGACUAAGUUCAAGCGGACCAGUAUAGACAGACUGAUGAAUACACUGGUGCUGUGGAUUUUUGGAUUCCUGGUGUGUAUGGGAGUGAUCUUGGCCAUAGGAAAUGCAGUUUGGGAAAAAGAAGUGGGUGCUCUGUUCCAGAGCUUUCUUCCUUGGGACCCUCCAGUAGACAACUUCCUGUUCUCUGCCUUCCUGUCUUUCUGGUCCUAUGUUAUCAUCCUCAACACAGUCGUGCCCAUCUCCCUCUACGUCAGCGUGGAGGUGAUUCGUCUGGGUCACAGUUAUUUCAUUAACUGGGACCGGCGGAUGUUCUGCAGCCGUAGUAACACAGCAGCAGAGGCCCGGACCACCACACUGAAUGAAGAGCUGGGGCAGGUGGAGUACAUCUUCAGCGACAAGACGGGAACCCUCACCCAGAACAUCAUGACCUUCAACAAGUGCUCCAUCAAUGGUCACGCGUAUGGUGAGGUGAUGAAUAUUCUGGGAGCUCAGCAGAAGAGGGUCCAGCCCCUGGACUUCAUUGCGUGGAACCCUUUAGCGGACCGGGACUUCUGCUUCUACGACCAGUCUCUGCUAGAGGCGGUGAUGGUGGGAGAACCAGCAGUGCAUGAAUUCUUCCGGGUCUUGUCUCUCUGCCACACGGUCAUGAGCGAGGAGAAGAGCGAGGGAGCGCUGCUGUAUAAGGCCCAGUCUCCAGAUGAGGGGGCGUUAGUAACAGCUGCACGCAACUUUGGCUUUGUGUUUCGCUCUCGCACACCUGGCACAGUCACCACACAAGAGCUCGGAAAGGCUGUCACAUACACGCUCCUCGCCAUCCUGGACUUCAAUAACAUCCGCAAAAGAAUGUCUGUCAUAGUGAGGAAUCCAGAGGGUCGUAUUCGUCUGUACUGUAAGGGCGCAGAUACAGUGCUUUUCGAGAGGCUUCACUCUUGCAACCAUGAUCUAAUGAAUAUCACUUCAGACCAUCUCAACGAGUAUGCAGGUGACGGGUUACGGACGCUAGCGGUGGCCUAUCGGGAUCUGUCUGAGGAGCAGUGGGAGGAGUGGGCAGAGCGCUUCCGAGGCGCUGAUAAAGCCACCGACUGCAGAGACGACCGACUGGCUGCAGCCUAUGAGGAGAUCGAACAGGACAUGAUGUUGUUGGGGGCCACGGCUAUAGAAGAUAAACUGCAAGAAGGGGUUCCUGAGACUAUUGCUAUUCUCUCACUGGCUAACAUCAAGAUCUGGGUGCUCACUGGAGACAAACAGGAGACUGCAGUGAAUAUUGGUUAUUCGUGUAAAAUGCUAACAGAUGACAUGACUGAGAUCUUCAUCGUUAAUGGACACACUGUCCAAAGCGUACGUGAAGAACUGAGGAAAGCGAGAGAGCGAAUGCUGGAGUCCACACGCACCAGAGAUGGAGGGAAGGAAGCUGAAGCUCAGGGAUGGGGUGGUGCUUGUGCCUUUGGAAAUGGAUGUGGAGGUGGCGGUGCUGCUAACUGGAUGCCUGAUGAGGGCAAAUGUCCCCCUCCUCAGGCUCCGCCCCCUUCUUUACUGGAGUCGAUCAGUGGAGAGUUCGCCCUCAUCAUCAGCGGACACAGCUUGGCUCAUGCCUUGGAAGCGGAUAUGGAGCGUGAGUUUUUGGAGACGGCGUGUGCCUGUCGAGCAGUGAUCUGCUGUAGGGUGACUCCUCUUCAGAAAGCUCUAGUGGUGGAACUGGUUAAACAGCAUAAGAAAGCUGUCACACUCGCCAUCGGAGACGGAGCCAAUGACGUCAGCAUGAUCAAAACGGCUCACAUCGGAGUGGGCAUCAGCGGUCAGGAGGGGAUCCAGGCUGUGCUGGCAUCAGAUUACUCUUUUUCCCAGUUUCGCUUCCUGCAGCGUCUUUUGCUGGUGCACGGACGCUGGUCCUAUCUGCGCAUGUGCCGCUUUCUCUGUUACUUCUUCUACAAGAACUUCGCCUUCACUAUGGUGCACUUCUGGUUCGGGUUCUUCUGUGGAUUCUCAGCGCAGACUGUCUAUGACCAGUACUUCAUCACUCUUUACAAUAUGUACACAUCCCUGCCGGUGUUGGCCAUGGGCAUCUUCGAUCAGGACGUUCCUGAACAGAGGAGUCUGGAGUAUCCGAAGCUGUAUGAGCCGGGUCAGCUGAACCUGCUGUUUAACAAGCGGGAGUUCUUCAUCUGCAUCGCGCAGGGAAUCUACACGUCUGUGGUUCUCUUCUUCAUUCCCUACGGCGUUCUCUCACACGCCACGCAGAGCAAUGGAGUCCCGCUGGCAGACUAUCAAACUUUUGCAGUAACUACAGCGACAGCUCUUGUCAUCGUUGUAAGCGUCCAGAUUGCUCUGGACACCGGUUAUUGGACGGCUAUAAAUCACUUCUUUAUAUGGGGCUCUUUGGGUACCUACUUCACCAUCCUCUUCGCUAUGCACUCCAGCAUUUUGUUUAAUAUCUUCCCCAAGCAGUUCCAUUUCCUUGGAAGUGCUCAUAACACACUUGGGCAGCCAGUGGUGUGGUUAACUAUUGCUCUGGCCACCGUCAUCUGCAUUGCUCCAGUCCUUGCUUUCCGCUUUCUUAAACUGGACCUUAAACCUCAGCUCUCAGAUACUGUGCGCUACACUCAACUUGUGCUGCAGAAAAAGCGAAAGCCUGGCGGACGUGCUGGUCGUGGAGUGGGCGGUGCGGGUGUAGCAAGUGGCAGUACUCUUGGCCGCUUGGGACGAGGUGGGUCUCGACGCUCUGGUUAUGCGUUUGCCCAUCAAGAAGGCUUCGGCGAGCUGAUCACAUCGGGGAAAAAUAUGCGCCUGAGCUCCCUGGCUCUCGCCACGUUCGCUUCUCGCCACAGCAGCAGUUGGAUCGAUACCCUUCGCAGGAAAAAACAUGCAAACAACGCUGCUGCGCAAAACACCCCGCCCACUGGAGAAGACACCUCUCAGGCUCCUCCCCUUUCCACAUCUUCCUCAGCAGCAGGCGAGGCAGAGCAACCGUGUAACGAACCUGUCCCCUCUCACAGCCCCGAUGAUAUCGCUCUCAGUGUUAUUAAGUGUCCGGAAAGAGAGAUCGGAGAAAAUAGUACAGGAACUGCACAGGAAGCACCGUUUGUGUGGAAGGGAGCUCGUAUCAGUGGUUCCAGCAGUCCCGGCCCACCUCCCAUUGCAGAAGAAACGUCCAGUGGCGAGUGAUGGAUCGACGGACCUACUGGAAUCCUUCAUGUGAACGCUCACACCUUCUGACGCGUGCCCAUGUUUCUGUCUGAGGACAUGUGCGGUGAAGACAGCGCCCCAGACAGUUUAGCAGCAAACAUAUGCUUGAAUUAAAACACAUGGAAAUGGAUGCAGAUUCAGACUGCGCAUACAGACCGUACAUUUCCCGUAUUAUGCUCAUUCUCAGAUUUCCUGUCAAGUGAGAAGGAUAAAUCUGUUGUUAUUUGAGCUGCUUAUGACUGAGUUUUCCAUUCUAGCCAAGUUAUCAGACUACAAACCACUAACAAACAUUGCCAAGGCUGAUAUCGCAACACACCUGACUAUACGAAUAGCUGAUGUAAUAUGCAAAAUUACAUUUUACGUUAAAUUAGAUGAGUUCAUAUUUAAUUUGGAGACAAAAAAAAUCCUAAAUUUAUACAUUAAAGUAUUUCUGUCUCAUAUUUUACUAUAAAUAUAUCAGUGCAUAUCACAAUAUAUGAAUACACCGCAGAUGUAACAGUUUCAAGUAACAGUUGUACAGAUGUUACAGAUAACUAAAUGAUCUGAAGUAUCAGCCUCAGCUGUAUCAGGUUUAAUGUUUUUGUAUUCAAAUUGGGUAGUUCUGGAUCUUAUCUUGUUCGUUUAACAUCUCAGUCAGGUCAAGGAUUGUCUGUCUCUCUAUAUAUAGAGCGGUUCAUCUUUUCUUCAGUUUUUUUGGAUUUCUUAAUGACUUCCUUGUGGUCUCGUACUGUUUUGCCCAUUUUGUCAGCAUAUUGUUUUGCUGAGUCAAACACUUCAGCUUUUUGCCUGUUUGUUGCUCAGAGGUUAGUAAUGCUACUUCAAUUCAAGCAAGUGAACUUUCUUACAGUAUGUCCUGUUAGAGAAGGCUAGAGAUUUUCUGUUUUCCCCACUGCUGAAAAUAGCACUAAGAUGUAUGUGAUAAAACACUAUAGUUCUCAGUGAGAACGUGAUUCUGCUGGAUGAACCCGUCCUUUCUCAUCCAUUUCUUUGCACCAUAUUGGUGCUCCAGCUCUGAAGAGUCCAGUUCAACCUCAAGCUCUGCUCUACUGGACCCUCGAGGGUUUAACAAUUUGCAUUGAUCCAGUGGACAUUAAUUAAUGUGUAUUUUUUUUGAAGUUGGAUUCAAAUAAUUAACAUCAGAGUUUUCAAAAUGGAUUCCACCUUGACCGUCAUGGUCUAAAUGUGGCCUUCACCGGUGUUUGGAUUUAGGUAAAUGGGCUAAUAAGAAUGUAAACAUAGUGAUGUGUGUUGUUUCGAAUGGUUGAGACAGACCAAGAAAGUUGAUAAAGAUGUGUGAGAAGUUACUGUGCACCAUACUUGUCCUGUUUCCUGUGUAAGUUAGGCCUAGCUCUCAUACCAUUAAAUAGGUAACAAUUAUAUGCCUUAAAAGCUAACGUUGUGUGUUAUUUUUUUAACGUGUAUCUAUUUCCAUCCACACACGAAACAUUUACAUAUAUUGCAGUAGGAGGUUAAAGGUCAUAGUUUCAGUGUCUGUUAGCCAAAUCCACACGAUCUGUGAACAGUAUGACCCUACUGUUGUGAGUGGGCCUGGUAAAAAAUAAAAUAAUAAACAAUUAGACAUGAUUAAAUGAAAAAAGUUCAAACUGA
Messenger RNA from Puntigrus tetrazona (Sumatra barb), 6625 nucleotides. RefSeq names its product ATPase phospholipid transporting 8B2 (gene atp8b2). Gene Ontology annotation, molecular function: ATP hydrolysis activity; ATPase-coupled intramembrane lipid carrier activity; magnesium ion binding. The record is from RefSeq and is a predicted model, not a curated record. Lineage: Eukaryota; Metazoa; Chordata; Actinopteri; Cypriniformes; Cyprinidae. Gene Ontology annotation, biological process: Golgi organization; phospholipid translocation. Gene Ontology annotation, cellular component: plasma membrane.